Molecule: messenger RNA, 1267 nt
Organism: Megalops cyprinoides (Indo-Pacific tarpon)
Lineage: Eukaryota; Metazoa; Chordata; Actinopteri; Elopiformes; Megalopidae
Product: protein YIF1A-like
Exons: 8
Coding region: 138-1043 (301 amino acids)
Biological process (GO): endoplasmic reticulum to Golgi vesicle-mediated transport
Cellular component (GO): endoplasmic reticulum membrane; COPII-coated ER to Golgi transport vesicle; endoplasmic reticulum-Golgi intermediate compartment
Source: RefSeq, a predicted model, not a curated record
UUAACGUCACCGAGUUAUUUAUUAUAUUGAAUUUGAAUAGAAAAUGAUACAUAUUGAGGCUUAAUACUAGCUCAGCGUAUCAAAAUAACUUUUUAAUUACUUUUAAAAGUCAAGUUGGUGGCUGUUAUUAUUCAGUGAUGGACGUUCAACAUCACGGAUACCGUGCAACAGCGAAGCCCAGAGCCCGCACUGCGCACCCUGCUGGUGACCCCUUACUCUUUGAGGACACCAGCUCCUCAGCGCCCCCCAUGGGCGGGCAAGGGUACUACACAAGUGGAGGAGCAGGGAGUGGGGGAGGGGUGAAUAACCUGUUCCGGGACCCUGUGGCCAACGCAGCUAUGAUGUACGGCUCAUCCCUGGCCUUCCAGGGCAAGGAUAUGGUCAACAAGGAGAUUAGCAGGUUCAUGUCAGUGAACAAGCUGAAGUAUUUCUUUGCGGUGGACACCAAGUAUGUCAUGAAGAAACUGCUGCUCCUCCUGUUCCCCUACACACAUCAGGACUGGGAGGUGCGUUACCACAGAGACAGCCCACUGACACCCCGUCAUGACGUCAAUGCGCCCGACCUCUACAUCCCCUUAAUGGGGUUCCUCACCUACAUUCUGCUGACAGGCAUGGCCCUGGGCAUCCAGAGGAGGUUCAGCCCAGAGGUUCUGGGGUUAUGUGCUAGCACAGCCCUGGCCUGGGUCAUCAUUGAGGUCAUAGCUCUGACACUCUCCCUGUACCUGCUCACUGUGCACUCUGACCUCUCGACCUUUGACCUCCUCGCCUACAGCGGAUACAAAUAUGUGGGGAUGGUCCUCACGAUGCUGGGUGGCCUGAUGUUUGGUAGUGAUGGGUAUUUCCUGGUUUUGGCCUACUCCUCCUGUGCCCUUAUGUACUUCCUUGUCCGCUCCCUCCGGAUGAAGAUUCUCUCCUCGCUCUCCUCAGAUGCCAUGGGUCCUGGGGCCAGUGCCAAGCCACAGCUCCGCCUGUACAUCACCGUGGCAACCGCUGCCUUUCAGCCAAUCAUCAUCUACUGGUUGACCUCUCACCUGGUCAAGUGACCUGAGCCACAUGGUACUGACAAACUACAGACCCAGGAACGACAGUAAUGGUGCUGUUAGCGUCUGCUUGGCUGAAAGAGGUUAAUAGGGGCAUAUUGCUGGAUGUGAAGUUAAUGCAGCUGUUGGGUUUGGACCAUUGAGUGACCUGCAACUGACUCACUGAGACACUCAUUUAUUGACAAAUACAAUCUGUGAAAGUGGCACUGAUGUUUUGGCAAUACAAC